Molecule: messenger RNA, 3774 nt
Organism: Nelumbo nucifera (sacred lotus)
Lineage: Eukaryota; Viridiplantae; Streptophyta; Magnoliopsida; Proteales; Nelumbonaceae
Biological process (GO): translation
Cellular component (GO): mitochondrial large ribosomal subunit
Molecular function (GO): structural constituent of ribosome
Source: RefSeq, a predicted model, not a curated record
UCUCUCUUUAAUCCCCCUUCCCUUUCCCUUGUCCUUAUUCUUCUUUGUUCAUGUUGGUUUUCUUUUUUUUUUUGUUUUUUAAUUUUCAUUUGGAAGUUGGAUGUUUAUAUUUUCAGUUUGAAACUUGUAGUGUUUGCCAAUUAUUAGUGUUUUAUUCAUAUGGAUUCCCUCUAUAUAAGACAAUUGGUGCUUAUUUUUUAGUUUAGCAUCAUUGCAGACUGCACUUUCUCAUUUCCUUUUAAUAAUUUUUAGUUAUUCCUCCCUCAAAUUACAUUGUAUUUCCUCUUAAAACCCAAAGAGAAACUCCCUGCUUUUGAGAUUACAUGGUAGCCAUUCUUGAACAACUAUGAUAUAGCAUUAUUAAUUUGGUGUCAUUAGAUAGGUUGUUUAAUUUGCGUCCAACAAGAUCAAGGUUGCGCUAUUUGAGCAUCAACUAGGCAAGUUAUGGUUGAUAUUUAGGCCAUUAACCAGUCUGACAGGAUUCCAUCUUUAGGUUAUUUAAAAUUUUAAAUUAGAAUUUUAUUUUUUUAGAACUUAUUUUGGGACAUAUUGGGUUCAGAAGUUGUUAUCUCUUCUUCCGGGAUUCUUGUCAAACCUGUAAUGGGUAAAAGUAAAUUAUUGUUAUAAGUUUAUUUUAAUGAGUUUUACUUAGUAAAAAGUUAUUCCAUCCAUAAGUAUGAGUUAGAGAGUGAUUAAAAUCUUUAGAUUAGGGAAAUGAGUCUAUAUAAUGCCCAUAACUUUGCAGUAAAAGAGAAAGAUGAGUUUGACAAUAGAAUUUUGGCCCUGUUUUUUUUUUUUUUCUUUUUUGUUUUGAUGAUCAAGUAUUCUGUUUUCCUUCUUCGAUAUAAUUCUACUGAAGGUCUCAUAUGGAGUUUCAUGUGACUGCAUACUUGAUUCAGGAAGGCAGAUGCCAUAACUCUAAUUAUCUUCAUCAAUGCAUCCUCUUCAUGUCUCUAUUUACUCUUACAGUCUUACUCCAUCUAAGCCUUACCCUAACUAUAUGAGCUUUGCCAUGUGAAUGCUGUUUCACUAUUCUGUUUUGUUUAAUGAUAUAUCCAUUGUUAAAUUGAACUCAUGUUUCUUUACCCAUCCUCAUCUAAAAGGACGUGGGAACCCUUGCCUAUUUCUCAUCAAAACCAGUUAUUGCUGUGACACAUCACUUCUGGGAAACACCCUAGGAUACCCUUGCCCAUUUGGCACCAAACUUGGGUUAAGAUGUAGCACAUCACUUCUAGAACUUAUAAGUUCUUGGUAUCACCAAACUUCAAAAGAUGUAUGAACAAGUAGAUAGAGAUAAUAAAAUAACAACAUACAAGCAUCUUGAUUGCCAUAGGGAACUUGUUUAGCUAUGUGCUUGUAUAGCUUUACACGAUAGACUCCUUUUCUGUAAUGUUGGUGCUGAUGUUGUAUACACCUUUGGGAUUAUACAGAUUAAGAUCCACAUGUUUAUAGCACAUAUCUAAAAGCACUUUGAAAGGGAGAAAAAUACUUGUAGACUUUUUUCUACCAAAUACAAAAAAUGCCUAAAUAGGAGUGUUCCUGGAACCAACAAAGGUAGGCAGCAGAAUUUGGACCCUCUCUCCUUCUGGUACCUUCUCUUGUGCUUCCUUUUUAAGCCUUAACACAACCAAUUGUUCCCUUUGGUCUGUCCUUUCCUGUUAAGGAGGUGUGGUCUCAACCUAUUCCUCCGAAGGUGGGAAGUUUCUAUUGGGAAGCCUUCCUGGAAAGAGUUCACACAGGAGAUCUUCUUCAAAGAAAAAGGCUCAAUAGAUGUCUGUCUCCUCAUUGGUGUGUCCUUUGUAAAGCUGCUAGUGAGUCUGGGUUUCACUUACUAAUAUCUUGUCAAUUUGCAAGCUCUAUUUGGGAAUGGUUUACUUCUUUAUUUGGGUGUAGGUGGAACUCUCCAACGGAUGUGCAAAGCUUGUUUAUUUCCUCUCCUUCUAGCUGGCCAACUAAAAGAGCAAAGAUGGUGGAGAUGUGUUAGGGCCACAACGUGUUGGUCUAUUUGGGAACAAAGAAACUUGAGAAUCUUCUCAAAAAAUGAAAGAAGUAUGGAAGCAAUGAUAGAAGUGAUUCAUGCAAGGGUAGUUCAUUGGAUGAAAACAUUGGACUUAUUUAUGGACUUCUCAGUUGACAAUUUGUCUAGGAAUUGGAAGGAAAUUGCAGAUUCAGCCCCAGCCAAGAGGGUCUCAAAUUCUGUUUGGACCCCUCCACCUAUUGGCCUUACCAAGCUGAACUUUGAUGGCAGAAGCAUGGGCAAUCCUGGGCCCUCCGGAAUAGGGGGAGUCUUGAGGGACGAAAGAGGGACUGUGAUGGCUAUGUUUCCUGGCCCAAUUGGAAAAUAGGGGACUCAUUGGCUGAGAUUUUAUCAGCUCUGGAAGGGAUUCAAAGGGCUAAGGACUUGAACAUAAACAAGCUGAUCUUAGAAGGAGACUCUGAAACUGUAGUGAAUUGGUGAAAGUUAGAGGGUCAAUCCCACGUGACUAUUGGAAGAAUGCAAUCUACAGGAUCUUCGAGCAGUGGAGGUGAAAGUUAAAGGGGUGGCACCAGAAUCAAUUCCAAAGACGUUUGAAAUCCUUGUUGACAAUGUCUGGUACAGAGUAUGGAUGGUCUCGGAGCUGGAGGUGGAGCUUUGGGGAAGAAGAACCAAGGUAGAAGAUGAAGGGGAUGUGGCGGGGUCGAUCCCACGUGGCAGACAGGUGUUGGCGGACCUGAAGGUGGAACGACAAAGGCCUAAGGAGGUAACUGAAAAGCGGCAACUGGAAAACCAAGAGACAAGAAAGCCAUUUAAGGAAAAAAAAUUAAAAUUUUUUGAAGUGUCUUGAAGUGGGGGGGGGGGGCUCGAGCAUCCUUUGCUGACGUGGUCAAGAAGAGGGUUGGACCACGUAAUGGCUUGUCGCAGGCUGGAGGGUCUGAAACGGUUGGAGGUGGGGCCAGGCUGGCUUUAGGUUCGGUCCUGGGGCCACGUGACUGUUUAAGUGAGCACGUGGCCCAGGACAAACUGAAGGGGAUUAUAGAUGAAAAAAGCGUUUAUUUUCUUCCUUCUUGAAGAAGACCUACGCAGGAGACCCUAUUCUGGCUUGGCGGAAAAUGAAACCUCUACAAUGGAUCCCUAGAUCAGUGUCUGAGCAUUCAAAAGGAAGCAGCUCGGUGAAAGACAGACAGAAUCCCAGAUAUGUAAGAGAGGGUGGUGCGGAAAAGGAAGGAGUUGACGAGGGAUGGGUAAACUACCAACUGGAAGAUCCAGAUCUGGAAGAGGACUCGAACGACCAGUCCAGUAUAGGCAGUAUGGAGGUAGACCAACUUUCAAAGGCGGAUUUGGCUGCAACCCUGCACCUUGGUACGUUGUUUUCAGAAGAUACAGGGGAAGGAUAUAGGCUGGAUCGGCUUAUACACCAAGAGAACAAGGGUGGGGAAGGCAAUGACAAUCUGGCUUUAGAAGUUCCUGUACCAAAGCUUGACAAUGGGCGAGAGUUUAGUAAGGAACUAUCCAUGACUUCUCUGAAGCAAAGAAGGAACAUAGCAAGGAGGGACGAACAGUUGGGUGCAGAGAGGGACUACUGUAUAACAAAAGAGACAGGAAGUUCAACUCCACAAAUCCGAGCCAAGGAGCUAGCCGACAACCACACCUUCCAGGAUCCGAUAGCUUCUAACUCUAGUGCCUCUAGUCCGCUCCAGAUAAACCAAGGUGUCUCCUCAUAAGAAAGGCAUAAGAAAUGGACCAAAGGCUUUGAAACCUGUUCCAGUAAUAAUUCGCUGCAAGAGCUGUGGUCG